Messenger RNA from Vespula vulgaris, 1191 nucleotides. It is a transcript of the gene Uch, whose product is annotated as ubiquitin carboxyl-terminal hydrolase isozyme L3. Gene Ontology annotation, cellular component: cytoplasm. Gene Ontology annotation, biological process: protein deubiquitination; ubiquitin-dependent protein catabolic process. The transcript is spliced from 6 exons. Bases 409 to 1014 code for a protein of 201 amino acids. Gene Ontology annotation, molecular function: cysteine-type deubiquitinase activity. Lineage: Eukaryota; Metazoa; Arthropoda; Insecta; Hymenoptera; Vespidae. The record is from RefSeq and is a predicted model, not a curated record.
CAAAAUAAUCAUUAAGAAAUAAUAAAUAUACAUGUCCGUUUGAGAGUAAAAUUAUUAUGAACUGCUCUCGAAAGUAUUUUUCGCUGAUGAAGCUUGAAAGGGCUUAAGAGUCGCUAUCUGAAAUCAUGGUUCAACUAUUAGAGAGCAAUCGCGUUCCCAAAUACAUGGAUACAAAGUAUUAUUACCAUCGAAGAGUACUCUCAAAAAUACGAAUUAGUUUCGUAUUCUGAGAGUAGCUAUUGUGAAAGUAGCAACACAAGAGUGAAUAACUCCAAGAGAAGAAUAUUGGAAAAAUUAGAUCUUCGAAUUAAUAAUAUAUGAAGUAAAUUUAAUAUUGUGGAAGAUCAAGGAUAUAAAUUAUAGAAACAAGAAUUCUUGCACAAAUUGGGUGUUCCUGAACAAUGGAACAUGAUUGAUAUUUAUGGUUUAGAGCCAGAUUUAUUGGCAGUUGUUCCUAGACCAGUUUUGGCAGUCAUUUUGCUUUAUCCCGAAUCAGUAAAGACUGAGGUACAAAACAAAGAAGACGAAGAAACUAAAUCAAAGGAUAAUGGAAAGGAUAGACCAGAUGGUGUUUAUCACAUGAAACAGAUUAUUUCCAAUGCAUGCGGUACAGUCGCAUUAAUUCAUAGCGUGGCAAAUAAUAUGGAAGAGAUAAAUCUUAAAGAAGGAUUUUUAAAAUCUUUCUUGGAUGAUUCAAAGGAUCUUUCUUUUGCCGAACGCGGAGAGCUUUUGGUUAAUGCUCAAGGUAUCAUCGAUACGCAUAAAGAAUCUGCUCAAGAAGGACAAACGGAGGCUCCUGAGGAGGACACUCCGGUGUACUAUCAUUUUGUCGCAUUUGUACAAAAGAACGGAACGCUGUAUGAAUUAGAUGGUCGUAAACUUGCUCCUGUCGAUCACGGACCAACUACACGAGAAACAUUAUUGGAAGAUUCUGUCCGUGUUUGUAAAGAAUACAUGGCACGUGAUCCAAGCGAAAUGCGCUUCACCGUUGUCGCUCUUGCUGCCAGUUAUUAAAGAACAUUUCCUUUUCUAAUAUUCAAAUACAUAUGUAAACACGCUUAAUGCUAAUUUAUUUUCUAUGAUAGUUACGUAGUUCGCUUGGGCAAUUUAUUUGUUAUAUCUUUAUCCUUUUUUUAGGUUUUUACAUUGUAUGUCCUAUAAUAAUCAAAGAGGAACGAAAUACUGAUCAUA